This is a messenger RNA of Leopardus geoffroyi (Geoffroy's cat), 4388 nucleotides long. It is a transcript of the gene POLR2K, whose product is annotated as RNA polymerase II, I and III subunit K. Gene Ontology annotation, molecular function: DNA-directed RNA polymerase activity; zinc ion binding; DNA binding. The transcript has 4 exons. Lineage: Eukaryota; Metazoa; Chordata; Mammalia; Carnivora; Felidae. Gene Ontology annotation, cellular component: RNA polymerase I complex; RNA polymerase II, core complex; RNA polymerase III complex. Gene Ontology annotation, biological process: DNA-templated transcription. The record is from RefSeq and is a predicted model, not a curated record. Bases 141 to 317 code for a protein of 58 amino acids.
GAGACUCCAUGCAUCAUAUGCCAGCGCCGGAAGUUGGUUGAGACACAGCGACGAGCCGUAAUCUGGUUAAAGCGUCGAGUGCGAAGCUUCGCCGCGUUACGUGCGUAGGGAAUUGGUUGGUUGGGAUUUAGAGACUAUCAAUGGAUACUCAGAAGGACGUUCAACCCCCAAAGCAGCAGCCAAUGAUAUAUAUCUGCGGAGAAUGUCACACAGAAAAUGAAAUAAAAUCCAGGGAUCCAAUCAGAUGCAGAGAAUGUGGAUACAGAAUAAUGUACAAGAAAAGGACUAAAAGGUUGGUGGUUUUUGAUGCUCGAUGAAACAUGGAAUUCAGAAGAUUAUCUUCAUUUGGACUUGGACUUGCUGUUAAUGUUGUAUAGCUUUUGAUGAGUGUAUUUAUCUUUAUGAAUACAACUACAUACACAUGAUUUCGUUUUAAAAUUCAUCUUGUAUUUAGGCACCUAUUAAUAAUGUCUAUAAAGAAAAAUUCUUUGUUCAAUUACAUUAUUUAUAAUUUCCUUUUUUUUUUAAUGUUUAUUUUUGAGAGAGUAUGAGCAAGGGAGGGGCAGAGAGAGGGGGACAGCAUAUCUGAAGCAGGUUCUUGGAUCUGUGCACUGACAGCAGCAAGCCUGAUGUGGGUCUCAAACUCAAGAACCGUGAGAUCAAGACCUGAGCCCAAGUGGGACACUCAACUGUUUCAGCCACCUGGGCACCCCUAAUUCACUUUUAUUGUAUGUGUAAUCUGACACAUAGGGAAAGUUAAAAGUGCUUCCCUAAAUCACACUUUUAAUCAAGACCUAGAAUCUUGUAGGGGCCUUGUUGAGAAUGAAGUUUACCAGGGCCCUAUGAAGGUCUGAUUAAGUAAGUUCCUUGGAAACUACUGUUUUACAUCAAAUUUGUAAACCCUCCAGCAUCAUUUUGUAUUGAGUAUACCAGUGUACUUACUGUCACAUAAUGCAUGCAUUAUUUUGAGUUAUAUUUUUCAUUUGUUACUUGGUAUAGGCCUUCUGAUAAAAUGCUUAACUAUUUUUUAAAUCUUGGGUGAGGGAAAAGAAACUUCAAUGGUUGUUUCUGUAAGGCAAAGUCAACCCUAAGUAAAGUGGAUGAGGCAGACUAUUAAGGCAGGUGUAGUUUCUGAGGUGCAGUCAUUAAGGUAAAAAAUUCUGCUUUCAGGAUAUUAAAAAAGGGACUAGUUUACACUGAACUGUGGUUGGAUGUUUAAAACUUUUGCCUUGAUCUUAGCGAUAAGGAUACUCAGACACUCCAUCUGUUCCAGGAUUCCAUCAUUAUGGAAUGUCCUCUGAUACCCAUUUCAAAGAGUAGAUACAUUCCACCUUCACUAAUAGCUAUGUGUGUCUCUGAAAUUCAAAAUCUUUAUCAUGCCAUUUAAAAAAAACCCCUGUGUUUCUACCACCGUCUUUGAAUAUUAAGUUCUGUAAAUUUAUUAUGUGCUAUACAAAGUACUACCAUGCUGAAAUUUUUAAAGAGUGCUUCCUAGGUCUAGGUUUUCUUUAGCCAUGGCUUUCAUAAUUUUGUAAUUCUGCUAUGUUCCUUGUCCUUGUCUCUUUUAGAUAAAAGAGUCCCAAUAAAUAUGAUACGACAAUCCCCUAAAAAACUCCCAACACUUUGGAUAAUGUUGCUGUUAACUGUUUUUUAUUUCAUCCUAGGUCUUUUACAUAUUGUUAGUUUAAUUGAAUAUUGUUAGCUUGUUAAUUAGACAGUGGUUUAAUGGAAAAAGUAUUACCACUGGAAUCCAAGACCAGCAUUUCAAUCAGUCACCUCUUUGUGUCCCUUUCAUCUAUAAAAAUGGAAGUAAUUUUACCUCUUGCCUUUUUAAGGGAAAAAAAAAAGACAAAAGAUAUAUAAUUGCUUUAAAAGAUUCUUUUGAAUAGUGAUGUAUAAAUAUAAAAAUCAGUAAAUCUGAGCUUAAAGUUGACAUAUAACUUGUUCCCUACUUAAACUGCUUACCAAUGACUAUGGAUAUGUAUAUUCAUGAAAAAUGCAUAGAAACAGGUUCAAAUCCAGCCUUGCUACUCAGUGACUGGCCAGUUCAUUUAACUUCAGCUUCACUGUCAAAAUGGAGGAAUUUAUGAUGGUCAGUACAGUGCUUUGAGAUUCUGAAGUUAUCUUCAGAGAUUGAAGUUAUGAAAAAUUUAAAAAUAGUAGAUGAAAUCAGAAAUGGCCACUCUUAAUAAAAUACAUAAGGUAUGAAAGUGUAAACUGAGAAGAUGUAAAAAUGAGUGGCCUCUUCACAUAUACAAAUCCAUGGACAUUUCCACCCCUCCUAGAACAAUUCUGUGUAGAAAAUUGGUCAAGGGGGACUGGCUCUUUGAGCAGAGGGCUGGAGGAUGAGAAGGAACCUGACAUAGCAAGACAAGAGGAAGGAGUAUCCCUGAAAUUGAGGAAAUAGCCAGUAUAAUGGCUCAGGGGUUGAAAGUAAGCUUGCCUUGUUCACACUUCAGAAUGAAGCCCUUGUGAUACACACUUUGAGGUAGGCAGGGAGGCCUGCCCACUUACGGUCUUGUGAUGGGAGCAAGCAGGAGAGUGAUACGGAUUAAGACUUACUUGAGCUGUUCUUUAAGAAUGGACAAUGUAGGAAUGGGUGAUGGAUGGGCAAGCCAGUUAAGGGCCACAUGUAAAUAGUUCAGGAUAAUAAUGAUGGCUGAGCCAGGGUGGUAGCUGUGGAGGGAAGUAAGAAGUACUUGGUUGUAACAUAACAUUUUGAAGUUGAGGUUAAUGAGACUUAUUGGUUAGUACUUAAGAGCUUAGUAAACAGUAUGGACUUUGGUAAAAGGCUUUGGGUUCAGAUAUCCACAGUGUCCUUUAUUGACUGGCCGUGUGACUUCACCAGGAUUCGCUUUCCUCAUUUGUAGUAUAGGCAUGAAAUAAUAGCACCUACCUCAGAGGUUAGUUGCAAGAUAAAAUCCAUAAAAGCUUUUACCAUAACAAAUGUUAACUAUUACCACCAUUACUGUCUAAGUAUUACUGUUUUCCACAAAGAUGAUUUUGUUAGUUUUAGGAUUAGUCUCCCAGCUACGGGCCUUGCUGUCUCCAUACUCUUGAGAUUGCUCUUUCUGAAAUACAGAUUUCAUGGCGCUGUCCUGCUGAAAAUCCUCAGUAGCUCUCCAUUUUGAUAGAGUCAAAACUAUUGGGAAUGGUAUAUUUGGUUCUUGAUAAUAUGACUCCUUUUCUAUCUCUGUCACAAGUUCAGCCCACUUAAACCACUUAAUCUUUUGGUUCUAAGGAGAUCUCUGCAGUUCCUUAAGCAGGUAACAGGACUUAUUUCUUUCUUAUCUGUCCUUUCCCAUGCUUUUUCCCCCUGCGUUGAAAUGAUCUUUUCUGGUGUUCUUCACCAGCAUCAGAAUUUUGAAGGAUUGUUUUAUAGUCCACUAGUUUCCAAUAUCGUUGAGAAGUCCAAAACCAUUCUUCUAUCUAAUUCUUUGUGUGUGAUGCCUUUUCUUUCUGGAAAAUUAGAGUUUUCCUUGCCAGUGUAUCGAAAUUUUAUAAUAUGUGCCUUGGUAUGGGGCUCUUUUCCACUGUUCUGGUCACUUGGGUGGGUACUUUCAACCUGGAAAGUAAAGCUCUUCAAUUCUGGGAAAUUUUCUUGAAUUGUUUAGUAACUUCCUGCCCUCGAUAUUUUCUUCUCUCUAGGUCUUUUUUUAAAAAUCUAGUAUUAGACUUCAUUGACCUGACUUUCUCAUCUUUCCUUUUCCUUUGUUUCUUUGCUCUUUAAAAGGUGCCUUCAAUUUUUCUUUCUUUCUUUCUUUCUUUCUUUCUUUCUUUCUUUCUUUCUUUUUAAAGUAAGCUCUACACACAACAUGGGGCCUCAAUUCAUGACCCCAAAAUCGAGUCACACGCUCCACUAACAGCCAGCCAGGCACCCCUCAAUUUUAGUUUCUAAUCCAUUUAUUGGGAUUUUCAUUUCUGGUAUAAUUUUAAUUUCUACAAGGUUAUUAGUUUUUCUUCAAAAAUAUAUUUGAAUAUAUAUACAUUCAAAGAAAAAUUAAAGUAUAUAUCCAUCCUUGUUUCUUGGAUGCAGUCUUAACUCUAUGAAGAUGAUAGUGAUAAUUUUCUUUUGCCUACAUAGUCUACUCCAGUCAUGUUACUUUUUAUCCUACUUGUUUAUUCAGCAUAAAUGUAUAUACAUAAUUAUAACCAGAAGAAAACAGUGAAAAGAAAAUUACAGGGCAUGUGGAAUUACAACCAUUUCACCGAAUAUUUAAAGGAUUUCUCCCAUGCUGGAAGUUAGAAUAGCCAGUGUUUUAAACCUAGGACAUAGUUGAGUGAAGUUUGUUGGCUGGAAUGAGGUGUGAAAUGAUUAUGCAUGGGUUGGGGCAUGUGAUGACGUUCCCCAUGACAAUUUAAUAAAGCUUACUAAGGAUUAUGCUAAA